AAGAGGCCGCGCAGCAUGGAGCGGAGCGCACCGUCUCUGCGCACGACUCUGUCCUGCAGGUGAGGAGAGGACCCCGACAGCGGAAGACUAAUCAGACAUGUAUAAGGACACAGUAACUCGGACGUUCAGCAUUGGAGCUAUCAGUGGAAACAAAUCUUCAGAUGAUCUGUCCACAGAACGCAGACACAGCAGCGCAGGUCUCCGUGCACUCCUGUGGGCUACCAACAGCGCAAAGUCCUUCGGUUGUUCCCUGGGAUCAGACUCCCAGACGAGCCGGGAGAACAUUUUUCCAAACAUCCUCACACCUGGCAGCAUCCCACAGUUCACUAUACCGAGUCUGUCUGUGCAGAGCGGCUUGAGAUCUGUGAACAAGGGUAUAGAGGACGAGUCGGGAGAAGGUUUGGGGAGUCCCGGGACAGAGCAGGAAACUCGUGAAUCUGUCUCUGUUGCCUCUUCCGGCCUCUUAUCAACCACAUCUUUUUCAGCGUCCAGUUCAGUUCUGUCAGACCGCAAAGCCGAGCGCAGCGUCUCAGACCCUUUCAUGAAGAGAAGGGCUCUCCUCCUCAGGGAGUGCUCCUAUCCAUUACCCGAGGCCCAGCACUGCCUGGACCCGGCCAGCAGAGCCGCCCUCUCCCUGCCACACCUGGCCAAGGUCACCACCCCGUACGGCUUCAUCACCUUGAGCCAGAGCCCGCAGAUGGCGAACGAGGAGGCGCUUCUGUGCCAAGCCGGGCUGCGCCGUUUAACCAGGGAUGAGGAAGCUGCAGGAUGUGAGGAGAAAAAUCCAGAGAAAAAAACAGAAGACAUGAAGGUCAACUCCUCUCACAUUUCUGGAGCUAAAAAGAGACUUUCCAAAGACUCAACUGACUCAAGGACUAAAGGACAAUCAGUAAACACAGAGAUCAAAUCUUCUCCUGCCUCAUCCACCAGCACAGCAGCUUCUGCAGCCAGACACCCAGAUGGCAAACUUAAACGCCGCUUCUACAACAUUAUAAAGAAACACUUCACCUGCCAUUGAAAACUACGGGACUACAGAAGUGUUUGAGUGGAACUUAAAUUGGUUUACAUUAUGCAUCUUUUUCUCUAUAAAAAUGCACUGAUCAUUUUUGACUCAUGUCAUUCGAUGAAACUAUGAUUGUGCUGUAAAAAUUAAAACAUGUGACAUCAA
Paralichthys olivaceus (Japanese flounder) is the source of this 1168-nucleotide messenger RNA. The record is from RefSeq and is a predicted model, not a curated record. NCBI's taxonomy places the organism in Eukaryota, Metazoa, Chordata, Actinopteri, Pleuronectiformes, Paralichthyidae.